Molecule: messenger RNA, 1336 nt
Organism: Dromiciops gliroides (monito del monte)
Lineage: Eukaryota; Metazoa; Chordata; Mammalia; Microbiotheria; Microbiotheriidae
Product: translation initiation factor IF-2-like
Exons: 1
Coding region: 205-1041 (278 amino acids)
Source: RefSeq, a predicted model, not a curated record
ACCAGUAGUAUUGCCCUUUCGGCUCUCCAGAAAGGGAGGAGCCCCUGGGCUGGGGCACCUGGAAGUGUGACCCCUCUGGGCAGACAGACUUGUGGGUGUCUGGGAAAGGUCAUUCCCCCCGCCGCCAGCAUACCCCAGAGGAGGUUACAAGAGGAUCUGGUGGCAACUUUGUGGAGGAAGGACGUUUUGGUGAGGCCGUCCCCGAUGUCCUGGGCUGGGGUCUGUGCCAGCUGCUGUUGGCGGCUGGCAGAGGUUCUUCUGUCUGCUCCUGCCAGGGAUGAGGAGAGGGCCCCCCUCCUGCCCAAGAUGCCGACCAGUGAGAACCCCUCGGCAGUGCAGGGCAGGCCGGAUGCUCCCUGUGCCAGGGACCCUUACCCAGACCUUAUCCCCAGUGAAGUGGCUGGCAGUGAGGGACCCAGCGCUGCCCCCCUUGGAGGCGCAAUGGCUAGUGGUGGACACCAGCAGGUUUUAGGAGUGGCUUCAGAUCCCCGUCCUGCUGCUGUCCUUCCAGCCGACCUUGAGCCAGGCACCGAGGGGGGAGACUUAGCCUGUCCUCAGGCCAGUGGAGCAGAGCAGGGCCUUGUGAAACCUGAAGCUCACAGUACUGGCUUUCAGGAGGGCAGCUGGGCAGGGGCAGCUGGUGGGCUGGGUCCUGCCAGUGAGGCCCCAUUCACAUCCAGCAGCCAGGAGGCCCAGGGCUGGGGGCCCACCCGUGGACUUGAGGCAAAGAACCAGGUUCUUCCUCGGCAGGGUGGAUGGGGGGCUCCAGAAUCAGACUCGGCGUGCUCUGGGGGUCCCUGUGUCUCCCAAGAAGCGUAUUCCAGGCCCCAGGGCCCAGGCCCCCAUGAACCACUGGAGCAGAAGAGGGAGGAUGUGCCGCCACCGCCACUCCCUGGACAAGGUGGGCUUGGAGGAGCUGGGUACAGGGGCACGAGGGGCCUUUGUCCUUGGGUGGCAAGGGGGGUGCAGCAGCCUUCUGAGCACGGGGAGUCACAUUCUCUGGUGCCAGCCAUGCCAACCUCUGAUGUGUGCUCUGGGUAGGUGAGGAGGGUCAGAUUUCUGUCUUUGGCUGGCCCGGCCCCAGUGAGGGGAACCCCUGCACCUUCAGGGCCUGUAGGUGUGGCCUUCAGAAUGACAGGGAUGCCACCGACCCUCAGAAGCUUGUCCCGUGGACCACCUGAGAGGUCAGUGCCUAGUCUUUGGCCAGGAAUGCCUUCGCAGCCUCCAUGUGCUGGAGCUCUGAUCCCAAGGCUGGGGUACAGUGUUUGGAGUGUUGCAGAGACUGCGUGUGCGUGGUGCAGUGUGUGUUCAAUGUGUAUGUAUGUGUGUGUACACA